Messenger RNA from Melanotaenia boesemani (Boeseman's rainbowfish), 3641 nucleotides. RefSeq names its product LSM14A mRNA processing body assembly factor a (gene lsm14aa). Gene Ontology annotation, biological process: cytoplasmic stress granule assembly; P-body assembly. Lineage: Eukaryota; Metazoa; Chordata; Actinopteri; Atheriniformes; Melanotaeniidae. The coding region runs from base 158 to 1540 and encodes 460 amino acids. Gene Ontology annotation, cellular component: P-body. The record is from RefSeq and is a predicted model, not a curated record. Gene Ontology annotation, molecular function: mRNA binding. The transcript is spliced from 10 exons.
AGGAGCAGGCGGCCAUGUUGUAGCUGCAGAGAGCAGUAGUGUCGUCGGAGGGAAACAAAUCAGAGGACUCGCAGAGAAGUCGGUUGUGUUGAUCGUUCGGUUCGGAGGAACCGGCUAUUUUCUUCUGUGUUCCAACUGCCGAACUCCAGGAGACACCAUGAGCGGCGGGACGCCUUAUCUCGGCAGCAAAAUCAGCCUGAUUUCCAAGGCCGAAAUCCGCUAUGAAGGAAUCUUGUACACGAUCGACACCGAGAACUCCACCGUGGCUCUGGCUAAAGUCCGGUCCUUCGGAACCGAGGACCGCCCGACGGACAGGCCCAUUCCCCCUCGAGACGACAUCUUCGAGUACAUCAUCUUCAGAGGCAGCGACAUCAAGGACCUGACGGUGUGCGAGCCGCCCAAACCCACCUGCUCUCUGCCCCAGGACCCGGCCAUCGUCCAGUCCUCCAUGAGCUCCAGCUCCUCAUCAGCUGUGAGCUCGGCACCAACUCCAUUUCAGUCUGCCGGGUCCUACGGUCUUUUCAACAGAGCUCCAGCUCCGGCCUACAACCAGUUCAGCACCAGUCCGCUAGUCUCCCCGCAGUUUGGACCUGUCGGUGUUGGCCGCAGCAGUCCCAGUCUGGACCCUCUGAGGAAAAGUCCCACCCUGGAUCAAGUGAUCCAGACUGGACCAUCGGCCACAACGUCUUCCACCACUGCUCCAGCCCCUGGACUCGGCCGUAGGAGCCCCGCCCACGGGCGUACGGCGCCAGCUGGCCCGGGUCAGAGCAGCCAGAAGGUUCAGCACCCAGAUGGCGUUGACAUUAGGAGGGGAACAGACGUCCAGAAAAGCCAGAAACCGGAGUGCGAGGCGACGAGAGGCGAAGGCAGAGAAUCCAGUAAACGUUCUUCAGCUGUGGGCGUACCAGCCAACCGGCGCGGCCGAGGAGGUGGCCACCGCGGCAGGGGGCGCUUUAAUGUACGCCGAGAUGGACCCAUGAAGUUUGAGAAGGACUUCGACUUCGAGAGCGCCAACGCUCAGUUCAACAAGGAGGAGAUCGACCGGGAGUUCCAGAGCAAGCUGAAGCUGAAAGACGAGAAGGCGGAGAAGGCGUUGAACGGAGAGGACAAAGGCGACUCUGGCGUAGAAACUCAGAACAGCGAAGGCAACGCAGACGACGAGUGCGACCCGCUGGGGCCCAACUGCUACUACGACAAGUCCAAGUCCUUCUUCGACAAUAUCUCCUGUGACGACUCCAGGAAAGCAAAUGAGAAGUCUGGAGGUUCAGGUUUCCCACGAGAGCGGAGGCAGACCUGGGCCGAGGAGAGGAGGAUGAACGCUGAGACAUUCGGCAUCCCUCUGCGUCAGAGCCGAGGCCGCGGAGGUUUCCGAGGCCGCGGGGGGAUGGGCUUCCGUGGGGGGCGGGGUCGUCCAGCUAGCCGAGGAUCCUUCGGGCCCCCACAGGGAGGAGGCGGCUUCAGGGGAGGAUACAGAGGAAACCAGGCUGGGCGGGAGUUUGCUGACCUACCUUACAGGAAGGACAACAAAGUGUCUGCGUAGUCAGGACGAAGAUCUCCGGACACGUGGAGAAAGUUCUGCUUUCUAUUUUGUGACUAAAAUAAUGAAGAUUGUUAUUAGUUGUAUAUUUGUCACCAGCACUGAGCUCCACCGCUUGGAUGCAGCUUAACUUUCCAUAUCUGUCAGCGACUGAGACGACGACGACGAUGAUGAUGAUGAUGCAGUUUGUCUGAGAAACUUGACUAGAAGAUUCCAGGAGGCUGAACUGUACUGAUGUUCACUGACGUAGCUUUAUCGGGGUGGGGGUGGUGUCGCUUUCUAACACCUGUUUUCAUCCCGUCACAUGGCCGGCCCGCUCGAUGUCCUUCCUCCUCAUCCUCACUCCCAGUUCUUGUGAUUCCGACCCGACGUCUUCCUCUUCCAGCUGCAGUUGUCCGUGUCGAAGGUUUGAUGGCGUUUCUGCACAUCGAUUCUGACGUUCGUUUCCGGCGGCGACCGUCAGUUUUCUGCUCCUCGUGGUCAUUAUGGCUCACACGCAAAGGUCAAAGGUCACAUUUGUCCUUUAAAGUUUUCAUUAACCAGUUAUGGAAGACCCGGAGAGCUGGGAUUAAAGAUGUCCGACGGGGACCACGAGUCAUUCAGGGGGAGGAAACAUCUCAGACUAACUCGGCUCACAGAGAUGUAUCUGUAUUUAGUAAGGAACAUUUAAAUCAGACAUUUUUGAGGAAAAUGUUGUAGUGUUUGUUGUAAUAUUUGCUUCUGGAAAACAAGCUUAAUACUAAACACAUCUACAUUUUGUAAUUUGGUCCAAAAUUUAAAAAUGAAAAAUAUUUGUGGGGCAAAAAACCUUCUGCAUUAACAAGACGAUUUAAAAAAUCUUCAGAUUUUCUGAAUUAAAGAGAAAUUUACAGAAGAAAAUGGACCGGACGUAAAAACCAGUUGUAAUCCAGUCUGAUCCUGCAGAACGAGACCUCCAGCUCUGGAGCCAGAAAUCACCACUAAAUUUGUUUUUCAACAUGGUGGGGGUCAUCAUUAUCUGGGAAAAAAACUCAUUUAGUUUCUUUCUUUGUCUUUAUUAUCGUGUCAUUAAUCAGGAGAAAAGCCUGGAGUACGCGUUUUCACAAGAAAAAAUGUUGGACGACUGCGUAUAAACAUGAACCGCUGAAAACGUCUAAAUGAGUUUAAAAUGAAUCUGAGUUUUUUUUUUUUAAUUAUGACCUGCAGACAGAAUCUCUUUCAGAUGAAGGAGAUCAGCCUGAAACUGCAGCACAUUUAAAGUUCCCCGUCGGACUCUGAAAUAUUUCAGAGUUGGAAAUUUUCAACAAAAUUCCAGACGCUAGUAAAUCAUGCCUCUUCGGGUCUUCCAUACUUCAUCUGUGGGCGGUCUUCUGGAAACGGUAUUCAUCCUGAUCCGUUUUAGUCCUCAUAAUCCACUAACGUCCCGCAGCGCUGCACGCCGGCUGGCAGGAAGUGAUGUCAUAUAUAUCUAGAAAUGAUUUAAGAAGCUGUCAGCUGUAGAAACGUAGAUGAGCAAAUCUCCUGUGGCUGAGAAGGAAUUGGGUCCGAGUUCUGAUGGUGGCUCAUGUUUGGUUCUGAGUUUCCUGUGCUGAGGUUCUGUUCAGCUAACACCCUCUCACCCACCUCCCUCCCGACUGGAUUCAGGCAGGUUGUUCCUCAGACCUGGUCCAAACUUGACCCACAAACCCCACCCAAUCCCCGUUUGAAUUUCAGGUUUGACCCGGGUCUGGUUAGCUUUCUGUUUUUUAACAACAUCUGCUUCCAGAAAAACAAUCAUGAUCCGACACGCAGAACCACCUUUAACCUGCGCUCAGGAACCAGACGACCCGCCUUAAUGGCAGCAUCUGACCCCCCCUCCCCCAUCCCAGGUUAUAGUUCACUAACCAAACCGCAAAUGUAAGGUCCAGUGUUGCACGCCACGAGUCCAACAGAACCACUUCUGUCCCUGCCUGAUACAGAAGCAGCUUCUUCACUUUGAGGCACUAAAAUAGUUGAAGUUUUAGGCGUGUGCGUGGCGAGCAGACACGUGAAGUGUGUACUGUUGCGGCGCCUCGAUACGAUCAGGACCCAGAAACAAAGUGAGCUUUUAAAUGAUGCAUUGUAAAAAAUAAAAACACUAAAUUAA